Gasterosteus aculeatus aculeatus (three-spined stickleback) is the source of this 6198-nucleotide messenger RNA. It is a transcript of the gene trim67, whose product is annotated as tripartite motif containing 67. The record is from RefSeq and is a predicted model, not a curated record. Gene Ontology annotation, molecular function: zinc ion binding; protein binding. Gene Ontology annotation, cellular component: cytoplasm. NCBI's taxonomy places the organism in Eukaryota, Metazoa, Chordata, Actinopteri, Perciformes, Gasterosteidae.
GUCCGUGUCAGUCGGUGCUGGAGUGUUUCCAUUGAAGCUGCUUCUCUCCCCCCUCCCUCUCCCCGGUCGACCGAAACAGACGGGAGCGAUGGAGGAAGAGUUAAAAUGCCCCGUUUGCGGUUCUCUCUUCAAGGACCCCAUCCUCCUGCCGUGCUCCCACAAUGUCUGCCUGGCCUGCGUGCGGAACAUCACCGUCCAGACCCCGGAGGGGGAGACCCCGGUGCAGAGCCGAGCCUCGGGCAGCUCUGACUACGACUACCUGGACAUGGACAAGAUGAGUCUGUACAGCGAGACGGACAGCGGAUACGGCUCCUACACGCCGUGCCAGCUCAAGUCUCCCAACGGGGUGCGGGUGUUUCCACCGGCCAACCACCACCGACACUGCUCCCUCACCUGCCCGCUGUGCCACCGCAGCGUCUCCCUGGACGAGCGGGGGCUGCGGGGUUUCCCUCGGAACCGGCUGCUCGAAUCCAUCGAGACGCGGUCCAACCAGAACAGCCGCGCCUCUGCGCCGGCGUCCUCCCUCUCACCGACGUAGAAGUGCGAGCUGUGUGACCACAACCCGGUGGACGCGACGAUGAUGUGCGAGCGGUGUGAUGUGUACUAUUGUAACGCGUGUCAGCAGCGGUGCCACCCGUCCCGCGGUCCGCUCGCCAAAGCACCGCUCGUGCUCCCGCCGCAAGCGCCGAACCGAGAGGCGGCGGCGGCCCCAGGCGGUGCGGCGAGCGGCGGAGGCGGUCAGCUGCCGCCCGCCACCGCGCGGAAACCGGCGACCUGCGUGGACCACGAAGCGGAAAACUUCAGCAUGUACUGUUACAGCUGCAAGGCUCCGGUGUGCAUGAAGUGUUUGGAGGAGGGGAAACACGCCAAACACGACGUGAAAACGCUGCCCAUGAUGUGGAAACAACACAAGUGCCAGAUCUCCCAGGCCCUAAACGGAGUCUCCGACAAAGCUAAAGAUGCCAAGGAGUUUCUAGUUCAACUCAAGAACAUGCUGCAGCAGAUACAGGAGAACGGCGUGGAGUUCGAAGCUUGCCUCGUGGCCCAGUGCGACUCGCUGAUCGAGGCGCUCACCAGACAGAAAGCCAAACUGCUCACCAAAGUCACCAAGGAGAAGGAAUACAAGCUCAAGGUGGUGCGUGACCAGAUCAGCCACUGCACCAUGAAGCUACGUCAGACCACCGGCAUGAUGGAGUUCUGCCUGGAGGUCCUGAAAGAGAACGAUCCCAGUGGAUUCCUCCAGAUCUCAGAUGCUCUCAUCAAGAGGGUCAUAUCAUCUCAGGACCAGUGGGUGAAAGGGGCCCUGGAGCCAAAAGUAGGUCCUGAGUUUGAUCUCACCCUCAACACCGACUCGCUGCUCCAAACCAUCCUGCAGCUGGACUUCUGCCAGGGCAAAGAUGUGCAGGAGAAUCCGUUAUUGAAACAAAUGCAGGUGGCUGACAGUGGUGAGACUGAGCUGGAGACAGAGAGCCCAGGAGUGGAGUCUGGACCCUCGGUGCCGCCGGCUCCUCUCUUGCAGCUGGAGACGUGCUGCGCAAGGAACAACAGCGCCACCCUGGCCUGGAGGGCGACCGUGGCCCCCGUCAGUCCCAUUGAGGGCUACAUCCUGGAGCUCGACGACGGCAACGGAGGACAGUACAGGGAGGUGUAUGUGGGGAAGGAGACCGUGUGCACUGUGGAUGGCCUUCAUUUUAACAGCUCCUACAAUGCCAGAGUGAAAGCGUACAAUGCGGUCGGUGUGGGGCCGUACAGCAAGACAGUGGUGCUCAAGACCUCUGAUGUGGCCUGGUUCUCCUUUGACCCCAGCACAGCUCAUCGCGACAUAGUUCUAACCAAUGAAAACCAGACGGUCAGCUGCAGCAGCUACGAUGACCGCGUGGUGCUGGGAACCGCCGCUUUCUCCAAAGGCAUUCACUAUUGGGAGGUCCGCAUCGAUCGCUACGACAACCACCCCGACCCUGCGUUCGGCGUGGCCAGGAUCAACACCAUGAAAGACAUGAUGCUGGGAAAAGAUGACAAGGCGUGGGCCAUGUAUGUGGACAACAACCGCUCCUGGUUCAUGCACAACAACUCCCACACCAACAGGGCGGAGGGAGGAAUCGCCAAGGGCUCGACUAUUGGCGUCCUGCUGGAUCUGACUAAACGCACACUGACUUUCUACAUCAACAAGAAGCAGCAUGGACCGACAUCAUUCGACAACCUGGACGGGGUCUUUGUACCGGCCGUCAGCCUCAACCGAAACGUACAGGCGACCUUACUGACGGGCCUGGAGUUGCCAAAGACGACCCAACCGUAGGGCAUCUUCCAUCUGAGCGUGCCCGGGGUAUAAACCAACCAUGUCAUAUGCGUCUCGCUCCGACCGGGACCUAUUCCAGUCACGUCAGAUGGUAUUUACCCGUUUUCCAUCCUUCCCAAGGUGCCCUUCAAUGUGAGAUCCUGCUCCAGAACUGGAUGAAGGAAUGAAAUCUGGGUUGUUGUUGUUGUCGGCUCUUAAUACACUGAUUUGAAGCUUGAGGACAUCACUACAAGGAUGACUGGAUUGCCAUACUUUUUUCUUCUUCUUAUAUCCCAGUUUUUGCCCCAAUAAGUUACAUCAUCUGUUAUUGCACCAAAAAAUGAAGAAGAAGGAAAAUUCUCUGUUGUGCAUCCAAGUGCUGCUGUCAAAGAGAUCUACACGCUGAGAUCUAAAGCCGGGGAGGAUUGAGCUCCAUUCCAUUUCCUUUUUUCAGGAAUGUGACGGAUCUGCAAAGCACCGGAGUGGCCACUCUGCAGGGGGAGUAUUUCAUUUUGCAACCUUAAAGUGGUAGAAUCAUUUUGGUGCAAUUCAGCUGUGUAAUUAGUUGUGUCAUUUUCAAGUGACUCGUCAUUGUCUUUCUAAGAAGGAAGGGAUUUAGUUAGAUAGAAUGUUAUUUGCCGCUCACAGUGAUUAUCUGCCUCAAAUGGUAGAAUAAAAGAGAGACUCACCAGAUACCAGAUCUCAUGCAUCAUUUUGCCACCUUAAGACAUAGUUUGAUAUUUUUGGAAGUACACUUAUUUUAUGAUUUGUAAGGUUUAAAAAUGAGAUAGAACAUGAUAAACCGGUAUAUAAACCGGUAGUUUUAGUAAAAGCACUACACUCUUUAUGCUUAAGUUACUGCAAUUGUCUGCUGGAUGUGGUUUCAUUUAUACUAGAGACGUGACGAUGGUGGUGUUAUGCUCAUUCAAUAAGUGUAUACCUCAAAAUGUUAAAAAAUCACAGACAACGAUACUGACAGGCAUUUUCACUUUGCGAUCUCUACUGAAAUUUAAAAUAAAAUUCUUUGAAUUAAAUCAGAUUGAACAGCUUAAGCUUUUAAGGACUAAACCACCAUGUGUGCGAACGAGGCAGAUUAAUUACAUGAUGUUUUUCUGCUGCCUCUCCCGGGUUCUGCAGUCACCCUGACUCAUGAGGACAUGAUUUCACCUCAAGGGAUAAAGUCACAAAAUGCCGGCCAGCUACUGUUCUAUAUCAGAGGUAGAUGAGGAAAGUGUGCUUGUCUCAUGGUCAUUUUAAUUCUGUGCUCAUCUAUCAGUCUCUCUGUAGAAUCUCUGCAGCAAAAUUCAACCUAACCACUGUGACUCCGGAUAUAACAUGCAUACAUUUUAACAUACAUUUCCCAUGUAUAUUCCUCAACCAAAGCAGCAUAGGACAGAAGCUCAUUUAAGUAAUCCUUAUUAUAAUAUCUGAAAUAUUUCUAUUCCCUGUGAUGUUGUGUGAGAGCGUUACUAGAAAUACCUGCCAUUCAAAGAUCGGACUGAUGUGUGAAUGCAGAACAACAAACCAAUGUAAAUACGUGAACUAUAAUGUGAGAUAUUGAGCAUGGAUUAAGCGUCAAAGAAGUUUACAAAAAUAUCUGAAGCUGUACUGUAAAUAGUGUGCCGUGUCUUUGCAGUGAGUGAUGUUGAAGCCAACUGCUACCACAGCUCGCCCUCUGCUGUAGGCUGCUGGGGACCACAUGAUUCCUCACCAUGUACUGCUAUUUCUUAACACCCGACUGUGAAUUUGUACCUUUUAUCGCUGACUUUUUAAACGCUGCCAGCGAUCGUUUUCUCGGACGAGGUGUCAGAAUUGCUGCGCUCUCCACACCGCGUAUUGUCAACUGUCAGACGUCGAGUUGGAGUUACUAACAUUUGUAGGUUUACAGUAUUAUGAUUGCAGCAGGAAGCAAUUACGUAUUGCAUAAUACACCCAAAUUAUUUUAGAUUAUCAGUUCAACAUACAUUUUAAAUAUGUCUGGUGACGGAACAGUAGAUACUAUAAAUUAAAGAAGGCCUUACUUGAAUUAAUUUGUCCUAAUCUCAGAAACAUGACAGAAUGUGUUGGCCUGUGUCUUUUCUUUAGAGAAUGUAUUUAACUGUGGAGCAUUAGAGUAGUGUUACAAGAUUAAAUAUUUCAAUUUCGGUUUGUUUAAAUGUGUUAAAAUAAUAUUUAAGACAUACUAUUGAUUGAGCCUUCUUUAGAGGAUAUUAUGCAUUAAUCCAUGAAUCAAACCUGCACCUGAUGCUGCAUUCAAAUGAUGUGGAAAAGAUUGUUUUACAUCUAUAUUUCUAUAACGGUGGAGUGUCGUAUUGAUGGACCCAGAUAAUUCUUUCAUCUCAAAGCAUUUCAUAACUUUUAGUUCAUAUUUUUGGUAUUCUUUAACUUUAAGUUCACUCACUCUCUACAUACAGCAUUGCUUUUGGCUGCAGCAGCCAAAAGAACAGACUUGGUAAACUGCCCUGGCAACCUUGUUUCUGAUGCACCCAAGCAGCAAAAAAUAGUAAUUGCAGGUUUAAUUAAGCAUUUCAUUGGCAACAAUAAAUCAGACAAAAAUAGUUUUAUAUCAAUUUCAAUUUAAUUUCAUGUAUAUUAAAAGUAGGUCUACGUUUAUCAUCUUUACCACGUGGCGUGAAUGCACCAUCAGCGUCAGAACCAGGACUCAAAUCGGUUCCUCUGGACCCAGGAAGCAAACAUCUAUCAUCCCAAAGGAGAGUUCAUCCUCACCUUGCCCCGGGCUGCCCGCCGUGCCCCUUCGGCCUAUAAUGGCAUCAUGCGAGGUUGCUCUACUCGGACCGCCCUCCCGCCUCCCGCCUCCCCCACCACUAGAGCGCCCUGCCUAUGAUUUUGAUGUACCCGGGAAUGGAUCAUAGGCCCACAGGCAGAGCGAGGGUUUGGGUCACAUGAGCGUGUGUUGAUAUUGAAAAGUUGCAGAGGAAAUUAUGACUGGAGACGGACAGACGCUACAAUGUGUUGGUUGGGGGCUCAAAAAGCCAAACAGUCCAGUGAAAUGGAAGUUUAACGCCUUUUCCUUUCUGCGUACAGUUGUCUCUUAAAUUACUAUCAAAAUACGUUUUGUUGCAAAAAUCCACAUAUUUUCAAAGUUACAUUGUAGUCACUCCUGAUUCGAUAUGAUAUUGUCAGAGUGCUUGUAUGGCAUGUCCCUUUACCCCUACACCUACCCAGCCACCCAUGGAUGUGAGAUUUAACUUCAAGCUAUGGUGCAGGGGAAAAGAACAUGUCACUGCUGUAAGCUGUUUAAGUUUAAAGAAUUGCAUAUUUAUUUACUCUAUAAAGUGUGUAAAUAUAUUGAAUUGCAUAUUUAUUUUCUUUUGUAUACUGCCCUCUUCAAUUUGGUCACUAUACAAGUUGAAGGGCUGCUGGUCAUAUAUAUUGUCUAUGGUUUUUUUGCCUUCGGGUCGAAGGUUUGAAAUAAUAAAAACAAACAAACAAACAAAUAAAAACGGUAAAAUAGAGAUGAUACAGAUUUACUUACAGCUUGAAACAAUUUGCUGCAAAUAAGCUUCAUAUUUCUUUGUGCAGUUUCAUCUUUAAAAUGUAUAAAUAACAGAUAAGCUGCUUGAAAAAAAAAAUAAAACGGUGUGAGAUUUUGUGACCUCACCCAGCCGCACACUGCCAGAUCCUCUUGUUUCGCCAUGUCACUCAAAGGGGGUUUAUGAAAACAUCUGCCCGGACUUUACCUCUGUAUGCUUUUGAUUUUUUUAGAAUCUGUACCCACUCCUUCCUACCAGUGUAAAUGUUUUGUACGACUACAUGGUUUGUAUACGAGAAAUCCAUUGUGACUGCAUCAUUUGAAAACCUUUACAGUGUAAACAAAAAAAAAAGAAACGCAAAUGUAUUCUUUGUUUUUUUGGGUACUUUAUAAAAAAAUUUAAAUAAACUGUGACUAAAUAUGAGUUGAA